CCAAAAGGCUUGAAGCAUUAUGGCAACAAGAAACCUCUUGUGUAUGAGAAGUAACUUUCUCCUUGGUUCAAGAUGCUGGAUGAUUCGAUUUUCAACAGGAAUCCUCUUCAAAUCAGUUUCACUUAGGCUUUUUGGUGUGAAGUGUAAUAAUGCAGAUGGUGAGUCUUUGGAGAAGGAUGAGCUACUGAACAACUUACUUACUAUGGGAGUAGAUAUUGACAUGGCGAAGAAGCGACAGCCUGGAGUUUUUAAUAGGAUGGUUACUAAUGAGCAGGACCUGAAGAUGUUCCUUCUGUCCAAAGGAGCUAGCAGAGAAGUGAUUGCUAGCAUCAUAUCGAGAUAUCCACGAGCCAUAACACGCACUCCUGAAAGUCUUUCAAAACGAUGGGAUUUGUGGAGAAAGAUUAUGGCAUCAGAUCUUGACAUUGUAAAUAUUCUGGAACGUUCUCCAGAAUCCUUUUUUCGGUCUAAUAACAACCUAAACUUAGAGAAUAAUAUAAAGUUCCUCUACUCAGUUGGAUUGACCCAUAAGUGCCUUUGCCGAUUGUUGACCACUGCGCCACGUACCUUCUCCAAUAGUCUUGAUCUGAAUAAACAGAUGGUAGAACUUUUACAAACAGUCUGUUUGUCCUUGGGUCACAAAGAGCCCACAGAGUUUGUCAGAAAGAUAAUUUUAAAAAAUCCUUUUCUUUUCAUUCAAAGCACCAAACGGGUGAGAGCAAACAUUGAGUUUUUACAGUCAACUUUCAACUUGAACAACGAGGAGCUGCUGGCUCUGCUAUGUGGCCCAGGAGCUGAAAUCCUGGACCUUUCCAAUGACUAUACCAAAAGAAACUACACAAAUAUCAAAGAGAAGCUGAUUUCUCUUGGGUGUACUGAACAAGAGGUACAGAAGUUUGUCUUACGUUAUCCAGAUGUUAUCUUCUUGGCAGAGAAAAAGUUUAAUGAUAAGAUAGACUUCCUCAUACAAGAGAAAAUUAACAUUUCACAAAUAAUUGAAAGUCCUUGGGUUCUGGGUUCAAGCCUAAGUACUUUAAAAACUAGAAUCAAAGAAUUGAUAAAUGCUGGCUAUAACUUGAGCACAUCCAAUAUCACUAUUCUGUCUUGGAGUCUAAAAAGAUACAAAGCUAAGUUGAAAAAGUUAAAUGGAUAG
Chrysochloris asiatica (Cape golden mole) is the source of this 1153-nucleotide messenger RNA. It is a transcript of the gene MTERF1, whose product is annotated as mitochondrial transcription termination factor. The transcript has a single exon. Bases 20 to 1153 code for a protein of 377 amino acids. Gene Ontology annotation, molecular function: double-stranded DNA binding. NCBI's taxonomy places the organism in Eukaryota, Metazoa, Chordata, Mammalia, Afrosoricida, Chrysochloridae. Gene Ontology annotation, biological process: termination of mitochondrial transcription; regulation of DNA-templated transcription. Gene Ontology annotation, cellular component: mitochondrial matrix. The record is from RefSeq and is a predicted model, not a curated record.